Pangasianodon hypophthalmus (striped catfish) is the source of this 2719-nucleotide messenger RNA. It is a transcript of the gene dzank1, whose product is annotated as double zinc ribbon and ankyrin repeat domains 1. NCBI's taxonomy places the organism in Eukaryota, Metazoa, Chordata, Actinopteri, Siluriformes, Pangasiidae. The record is from RefSeq and is a predicted model, not a curated record. The coding region runs from base 159 to 2393 and encodes 744 amino acids. Gene Ontology annotation, molecular function: protein binding. Gene Ontology annotation, biological process: eye photoreceptor cell development. The transcript is spliced from 20 exons.
UCAGCCAAUACUAGUGCGAGUUGCGGUUGCUAUGGGCUACGCGUUUGUCCAAUAAGAGCGCGUGUUGUUGUGUGGCCGAGUUGAUGAGUGCGGCGUCACUGGAUACCAGGUAAAGGCUGGGUGAUAAUUCUGGAUACCUGUGAUCUAAAAGCUUCAGGAUGACUGCAGGUUCCAUUGUGGCUCCGUUCAUAAUUCCCAUUCGGAUUCCAACUCCCGGAAAAGCCAAGCAUGAAAUAGACACCAAUACGCCCAUCGAGAUCAAGUCAGACACUCCUGAUGUGAGAAUUUUCUACACGCUGGAUGGCACUAAACCGGAGUUGCUGCGAAGGCCAGGGCUUGGGGACAGCAGCACGCUGAGAUACACUGAGCCCAUUCGCCUACCCAGCGGCAAAGUGCAUGUCAGGGCCAUAGCUGUGACCAGUGAUGGAAGACAGAGUGCCGUUGUUACGAAGGUCUUCGUCGUGGAUUGUGUGCCGUCUGAGUUACAAGAACCAUCAGACGAAAUUCAAGAAUUCUCUAUAAAGAGUUUGGAGCAAAGUGACUUUGAACACGAGCAGGUGAACGGUGCUGGAGAUGCCUCUUUAGACACUUCCAACAACGGAACACGGCGCACUCGAAAAGGCCCUCGUUUUCUGUCCCAGCGCUUACAGAGCGCACCUGUGGCCCCGCCCACAAAACGCCCACAGAGUGCAGGCGAUGGAGACGGCCUGCUCAAAAACCUAAACAGCACGCAGAUAUCUCGCCUCCAGAGAGAAACAGAUUUCCUCAGGUGCUUUAAGUGUUUGAGCCAUCGGCCCUCGGACCCCUUCGCCCGAUUCUGCCUGCACUGUGGCGCUCCGGUGCCUCCUAUCCCAGGACAGAGACUGCCCCCUACUGAGGGGGGACAGAUGAUCCUGUGUGUGCAGUGUAAGAGCAUGGUCCCGGCGAACACGUCCUCGUGUGUGGUGUGUGAGACUCCUAUUUCCCCACAGCUUCAACCACAGGCCAGCCUGAAGCUGCAGGGCAAACUGAUCUGUCCGUCAUGCGGCACAGGAAACCCCGCCCACAUCACCUUCUGCGUGACAUGUGAGACCAGAUUGUCUCAAGCCGACAGCCCUGUGUUGAGCGGACAGCGAGCUCCUCCUCUACCCUCCGCAGAAGGGAAGAUGGUUCCUUGCUCCAAAUGUAACAGAGUGAACCACUCAGACGCUCGAUUCUGCGACUGGUGCGGUGCCAAGCCUGGCCACGCAGCCAAGUAUCUGACCUGUUCUAAAUGCGGAGCUAGCAGUCACCCGUAUGCUAACUUCUGUGGAAGCUGUGGUGUGUUCCUGGAAGGUCCGCCCCGAGGGUCGGCCUGUAGCACGCAGCCGAGUGCACGAGACGGCGCACUGGAACCUGAGCAGAUUUCAUCUACACGUCAUGCUGCAGUCGCGAGCGUGGCGAGGUGUGUGGACGCGCAGACCCAGACUUCUGGCCUCUUCUACCCCUCCAGCACUGAACUGCAGAAGCGGAGCCAGCAAAGAGAGGCGGAGCUUAGCAGACAGGGCCAGAUGAGUGACAGGAAGCCUUUGCUCACAGCUAUCAGCCCUGGUCGAGGGUUCUGGAGGAAGCAGCUGGAUCACAUCUGCGCUCACUUACGCAGUUACACGCAAAACAACAGCGAGUUCAGAGCUCUGGUUGGAGAACCGAGGAUGGGCAGGCUGAUCUCCGCUGUAAUUGAAGAGGACAGCUACGAAGUCAGCCUGCGUGUUAACUUCAUCUUGGAAUCUCCAGACAGAUCCAGGUCAUCUCCAUCAGGGCAUCUGAAUGGAUCGUUGUGUGAGAAACUCAACCUCAGCGAAGUUACUGAGGGGAGGACCAAGCUAACAACCAGCCAGACCAGCCUAGUGAGUGAGGCCACAGUAUCUGGAAUGAGUGCUAAGAACCGGAAGAAGAGCUGCACUUCAGCCACAGCCGAGCAACCACCUGAGUCCAAAGACAGCCUGCUGCUGAGGGAGGUGGGGCCACAGGGGCGGGGCCAAAUCGCAGUAGUGGAGCAGCUCUUGGAUGAGGGUGCCGACCCAUCCUGCCUGGACGGCGAUGAGCGUCCACCUCUGGUUGCCGCUGUGCUAAAUGGGCAUCAUGAUGUCAUCCCUAUGCUGGUGCAGAAAGGUGCGGAUGCUGACCAGCUUUCAGGGCCGUUGAAUAACAGCGCCCUGCACGAGGCUGCGGCUUUGGGGACUGAGGGUUUGAGGAGUGCAGAGAUCCUGCUCGGAUGCAACGCAAGUUUGAGAAAACUGAACAAUCACGGUCAGACACCGUACAACGUGGCUGAAGCUUCAGGCUCCAGCUCGAUGCUCUCGCUGUUAGCGGCUCACAGGGGAGGAAGUGGGCUCAACUCCCGGAGCGCCUCCGGACUCGACACGUUCUCUUAGGUAGACAAGAGUUCUCGCUCUGAUGUCAGACCUCAGAAAGAGCAGGAUCUGCCUGGAUAAGGACUCAAAGAGAUGAAAUAUGACCAGAUUACCAUCAUUUUAUCUGAUUCUGGCGUCUAAACACACAUUUCGACAGCAGACUCGUUAUUCUCGUUAGUCUUUUUGCUUUUUUUAAUACCGUAUCUCAACCAAAUUGUGUUUUGCUUAUGAUUUCCUGGAAUGCAAAGAAAUGAUCUCAUCCUUGCUGUGGGGAAAAAUUCCUGGUCCACGUUAUCAUUUAAAAACAUGCCAAACGAGCAGACUUCUUUUUUUUUUUUUUUUUCCCC